This is a messenger RNA of Mugil cephalus (flathead mullet), 3806 nucleotides long. Its product is annotated as zinc finger protein 99-like. The record is from RefSeq and is a predicted model, not a curated record. The coding region runs from base 302 to 3598 and encodes 1098 amino acids. NCBI's taxonomy places the organism in Eukaryota, Metazoa, Chordata, Actinopteri, Mugiliformes, Mugilidae. The transcript is spliced from 7 exons.
AGAAGAAGCGCAUUUCCUCGCAGGGAAUGUCAAAGUUAGUGAAAUUAUGACACGGCGUGAUUGUUUCCUGACGAAAGUUAACAGAAUAGACGUCUGGGUAGUUCUUUUAAGCAGAUAUGAACCAGUAACAGAUGCGUCGACCUGACGAAACCGGCGAAACUUUAUCUACGCCUGCGCACUCCUAACUGGAUAUCAAGCCUCCCUUCCUCCCCGCCAACUUGCACCGCAGGGUCGGGCGGACGUCGACUCACAACAACCCCGAGUUGAUUUGCGUGCUUAAUUGGUCACUUUCCGAGACAACAUGGAUAGCCCACAUCGUAUCGACAACGACCUGCCUCUCCUGUUGCCGUCCCUUCGCCUCUUCAUCCCCCCCCUCCGCCUGGUGUCUGCAGCCAUGUGGCACGUCGUCCAGCGGGGACACGUGCAGGACUACGGGAUGGUGGAGGAGUUCAUCGCCACCGUCACAGAAGUGGUUCCUGAACUGCUGAACGCCGAUCAGAAAGCCCAGCUCCUCCUGGGACUCAGAGCGCGGGUGGUUCUUGAAUUGUGUCGGGCUGAGCAGAUAACGGACACGGAAACCAUUGAGAUGCACCUGGACCGCAUCAAGGCUCUCGUAUCCACCUGGGCAGCGCAGCCGUGUUUCGCAGAGGUCGAGUUUCCAGAGUCAAACUUUGUGGAUCAAGUCGAGUUGUUGUUAAAAGACACCGAAGAGAAGGAGAAGUUCUUUCAGGAUGUCUUCCCUACAGACUUUGGGCCUGAAUACGACAGCGCCCUGCAGGUGCUGAUGCUGGAUUUUCUGUCCAGACUGGAGAAGCUUCUCCCAGUGCCAGACCUUCAACAGACUGCAUCCCUGCUCAGCGCUGUCCCCUCUGCCCUGGAGGAGUGUGCACACUCGGUUCCCGACCCGUUGCACCUGAAGACCGUGCUCCUGUACCACACGACCCUCGGACAUUUUGAUUUAUCUGAUGAAACUCAGACCAUUCCAUCCUCCUUCGGAAACUGCAUCCUGUCUUCGCUGUCCCUUCCUCAGCUGGAGAAGGUCGUGAUCCAUCCGGACGAAAUGCACCUGCAGCCGUCAUCGGAGCAGAUGCCGGACUGUAUGACCGUGCAGGUGGAGGGUGAGACUGUGACGCUGCUGGACUACAUACAGAUCGAACAGCCGCCCGGUUUGAUCGAGCACAACGAUCCGGACGAGCACGAGCUGAACGAGGAGGAGGUGGCUGGAGAUGCGACGCACGAGGAGGAGGAGGAGGAGGAGGAGGAGGAGGAGGAGGCGGGCGACGCCUUAAAGCCGGCGUCUUUUCAGCCGCUGAAACAGAGUAAAAGGCUCCAGCUUAAGAGAAAAUCACUAAAAGAAAAGAAAGACUCCACGUCUGCUAAGAGGCAGAGAAAAAAGUACCCUAAUAAUAAGACGUGUCCCGUGUGCAAUAAGAUUUUCCGGAGAGCUGCAGCCAUGAGGAGGCACCAGGAAAUUCACAACACGAACCGGGACCUCAAGUACAAGUGCGCCAACUGUGACAAGCGAUUCAGGGACCACUACGACAUGAACCGACACUGCAUGCGCGUUCACGAGAAAGGAGACUUCGGCGUCUGCGCCAAAGAGGAGGACUUCGUGGAUCCCGGCACGUCGGAGACGUCGGAGAACAAAAACUGCUCUCUGUGCGGGAAGUACUUCGCCCGCCAGGUGGACAUGGACCGGCACAUAAAGUCCCACUCGGAGGACAGGCCGUACAAGUGCUCUUUCUGCGAGAAGAAAUUCAAGAACCCGUACGUUUUAAAGAGGCACCAGAAGGAGAUCUGUAAGAGCAGGGAGCAGAAAAAGCCAAAGAGGAGGGAGACGCCCUGCUCGAGUCCUCUGACGGCCACGGAGGCUUCGACGGAGGGGAAGAUCUGCCCCAUCUGCAGCCGGGUCCUUCCCUGCACCGCGGACAUGGCGAAGCACCUACGAUCUCACACGGAGGAGCGUCCCUUCAUCUGCGUCUCUUGCGAGAAGGGCUUCAAAUACAAAGACACACUAAAGAAGCAUCAGAUCAUUCACGGCCACGAAGGCAUCAGGGAGGAGCAGAGCAAGUCGGUGGAGCAGAUUCUGGCCGACACGCUGAACUGCGCCGAUAUCGACGGGCUCUGCAAUAAAGACGCUCAACCAGGUGCGGCCGCCUCCGAAGAGGCCUCCUCUGUGCACAAGGUUAAGAAAAAAGCCCACAAAGUGUGUCCCGUCUGCUCCAGGGCGUUCGACAGCGUCAAAACGCUCAACAGGCACAUCCAGUGUCACACGGACGACCGGCCCUACCACUGCGUCCACUGCAAGAAGCGCUUCAAGCACAUGCACGGCCUGAAGAGGCACCAGAUUUACGCCAUCUGUCACAAGAAAACUGCCAGAUUCUUGUGGAAGAAGGAGCUAAGGGCCGGGCCGAGCCAAAGCGACGCGGCCUCGGCCGACGGCCAGCAGGGGGCGCCGCUGAAGAUACCCGUGUGGUGCUCCAACUGCGGCAAACACUUUGAAUACCUCUCCGCUUUGAAGGAGCACCAGCAGAACGUCUGCCAGGUGGACCUGAGGGAGAUCAUGAAAUGCGACGACUGCGGGAAGGAGUUCAAGAGCAUGACGAUGCUCAAGGUGCACCAGAGGAUCCACGACCCGCUCUACUGCAAAGAGUGCGGGAAGAUCCUCGCCAACGAGGCCGCCUUCGAGCGCCACAAGCUCAUGCACAGGCCGAUGCAGUGCACGAUGUGCGACGAGACUUUCACCCUGCUCAGGCGCUUGAGGGAACACUACGAGAAGCAGCACAGCUUCACCGGACCUUACCCGUGCGCGCAGUGCAACAAAACCUUCAUGCAGCUGUCCUACCUCGCCAUCCACCAGAGGAUCCACAAAGGAGAGUUCCCGUACGUCUGCGACAUGUGCCCGGAGAGGUUCAGGUCGUCCAACACCCUCACGGUCCACCAGCGGAAACACACCGGGGAGAAACCCUUCCUGUGCUGGCAGUGCGGGAAGUGCUACCGCUCGGCCUCGGAGCUCACGGUCCACAUGGGGACCCACUCGGAGGAGAGGCCGUGGUCGUGCACGCAGUGCGACAUGGCGUACCGCACGAAGCUGCAGCUCACGAACCACGUGGAGCAAAUCCACAUCGGCGUCCGCUACCCCUGCAACAGCUGCGGGAAGCAGUUCAUGAAGGAGACGUCGCUGAAGAGGCACGAGCUCAUCCACACGGGGGAGAGGCCGCACCAGUGCACCGUCUGCGGCAAGACCUUCCUGACGGCCAACGAGCUGCGCCUGCACAACCGCUACCACACCGGGGAGCGGCCGUACAAGUGCGAAGAGUGCGGCAAAGCCUUCAUCCAGUCGGGCUACCUCAAGUCGCACAUGCGCAUCCACACGGGAGAGAAGCCAUUUAAAUGUGACAUAUGCGACAAAGGCUUCCGGCUGUCGUACCACAUGAAGAAACACAGGCGGACUCACGCCGGGAAACCAAAGAGCUACGCGUGCGAGGAGUGCGGGUUAUCAUUCCUCCAGAAAAAGUCCCUGUGGGAACACUCGCUGACUCACGACGUGAAAAUCGAGUCCUCGUUCACCGACGAAGUCAGGAUAGAAUUUCAGUAGAAAAACACUUUUUUCCGCAAGAUGUUGCAAGUUCGACCAAGAAACACUUCAUUUCGUUGGGUUUAUUCAUAAGCUGGUGCUCUUUGUUUUCCACUCCUGCUUCGUUUUGUUCUUAUGAAAAACAUAUUGAUGUCAUGUAUCUACUGGAACUCAGUGAAUAUGUUGUUUUUGUUUGUUUUUUUAAAAAAAUAAAUCAAUCAUCAAUGAA